UUCAUACCUAUGAUGGUGGUCGACAUUUCCCCGAGGGAGCCUUAACCUGCCAUGCCUCCUCGCACUUGAGACAGAAGGGUUAACGAUGACGUAGGAUAAAUAAAGCCAGAUGAGGGGAGCACGCGGCUCUUUAACGCCCUCUCAUUGGCCAACUCGUAGGUGACGCAGCAGGUUGAGAGGUUAGCGCGAGUCCUCCAUUUUUUAUUUGCCCGUCCCCUCGCGUCACAUCCCUACAGGCUUAGAGGCCGGUUGGUGAUCGAAUAAAGUGGAUUUUAACGUGUGACACGUUCCAAAGAUCCAGCCAUGCAGCAGUGCGACAACUUCUGGCAAAAGAUCGGCGAAGGUUUUGUGCAGGUGUACUACAACCAGUUUGAUAACACCAACAGGAUGGACCUGGUUAACCUAUACGCUGAAGGUGCCACUAUGACGUGGGAAGGAAGCUUCUACCAUGGGAGAGAAGCCAUCGGUAGCAAGCUUACUAGCUUGCCCUUCCAGCAAAUUAAGCACAUUAUCACAGACCAGGAUGUGCAGCCUACAGUGGACAAUAGCAUACUCAUCAUGGUGUUUGGACAGCUAAAGACUGACAACGAUCCACCAAUGGCCUUUCAUCAAGUGUUCAUGCUGAAGGUCAACAACUGUAACUGGGUCUGCACGAAUGAUGUCUUCCGAUUGGGUAUACACAACAUACCGGUGUAGCAAUCGACGGUGGUGUUGAUAUGGACAAGUUUUCAAAGAUCCUCAGUAUUUGCUGAUCCUGCUAUUAAUAUGACAUGUCAGUGUGCCAGGCUAGUAAAAGAGUUUUUUUUCCAGAA
Molecule: messenger RNA, 812 nt
Organism: Doryrhamphus excisus (bluestripe pipefish)
Lineage: Eukaryota; Metazoa; Chordata; Actinopteri; Syngnathiformes; Syngnathidae
Product: nuclear transport factor 2-like
Biological process (GO): nucleocytoplasmic transport
Source: RefSeq, a predicted model, not a curated record